CGGGUCUUUGCACAAUCUAUUCGGCUUCGAGUCGGCCGCUUUGUCAUCGUGGCAGCGCGCGCAGUGACGCUUUCCACUCCUCUCCACGCACGCUAGCACGCGGCACCCGCCACUUUGGCCAGCCAGAGCACAAACACGCCCACCUCUCUCGCACACUAACAGUGCAGAGCUUUCCACUCAACACCGCUCCCAACACCGACAGGCUCCUCUCCUUCACGUGCACCACCACCGCAAUUCACUAUCCCGCCCGCCGCUGUCACAGCUGCAUGAACCCCGCCUAGCCACCCUCCAAGCGGUCUGCGCGUUCAUCUUUUCAGAGCACCCGCCUGCUUGCGAGACACCCAACACCGAACUCGAGUGGUGACCACCACACCCGGCUACAAACAUGGCGACCACAAUCGAAGAGCUCGACGCCACGGUGCGCGCCUUCUACGAGGGUCGUGGUGACCAGCAAAAGGCGGCACAAGCCUCACUCAAUCAAUUCAAAGAGAACCCCGAUGCCUGGCUCAUGGUCGACCAGAUCCUCGAAAAGGCGCAAUACCCUCAGACUAAGUACCUUGGGCUGCAGGUGCUCGACAACGUGAUCAUGACGCGGUGGAAGGUGCUGCCGCGAGACCAGUGCAUGGGCAUCCGGAAUUUCGUCGUCAACGUUAUCAUCCAACAGAGCAGCUCGGAGGAGAGCCUGAAGAAGGAGCGCGCAUUGCUCAACAAGCUCAACCUGACACUGGUCAGCAUUCUCAAGCAAGAGUGGCCGCACAACUGGCCCACCUUCAUCAACGAAAUCGUCACAUCAUGCCGUAGCAGCCUUCCCAUAUGCGAGAACAACAUGGCCAUUCUGCGAUUGUUGUCAGAGGAAGUCUUCGACUUCUCAGCGGAGCAGAUGACGAGUACCAAGACGCGCCAGCUCAAACAGAGCAUGUGCGACGAGUUUACCAGCAUCUACCAGCUCUGCUCUGAGAUUCUACGGACCGCAGACCAACCCAGUCUGAUCAAGGCCACACUCGAGACGCUGUUGCGCUUUUUGAACUGGAUCCCACUCGGCUAUAUCUUCGAGACCCCACCCGGUACUCAAAUGUCGCUGAUCGAGCUCUUGCGCAGCCGUUUUCUCGAGGUGCCUGAAUUCCGCAACAUCACUCUCAAGUGCUUGACCGAGAUUGGCAGCCUGCAGACCGAGCAAAACUGGAACGAAAAGCUGGUGGAAAUGUUUACUGAGACGCUUACCACCAUCUCCAAGAUCAUUCCUCUUACGUUAGACCUCAAACAGACGUACGCUUCUUCAAACGGCAGAGACCAAGAGUUUGUCCAGAAUCUCGCACUCUUCCUGUGCAAUUUCUUCAGCAAUCACCUCAGCCUCAUCGAGGCGUUACCGAAUCGAGACUUCUUGAUUCAUGGCCACUUCUACCUCAUUCGGAUAAGUCAGAUUGACGAUCGCGAGAUCUUCAAGAUCUGCCUCGAGUACUGGACGAAAUUGGUGUGUGAGCUGUACGACGAGAUGCAGCAGAUCCCCAUCACAGAGAUGAACCCACUCAUCAACAUGAGUGGGAUGGCGAAUGGAGGCGGCGCGAUGAAUCCACAAAUCUUGGCUAACUACCCACUUCGUAAGCACAAGUACACCGAUGUGCUCUCCAACCUGCGACAAGUCAUGAUCGAGAAGAUGGUCCGACCUGAGGAGGUGCUCAUUGUGGAGAACGAUGAAGGAGAGAUUGUGCGUGAGUUCGUCAAGGAGUCGGACACGAUCCAGCUCUACAAGACGACGAGAGAAUGUCUAGUGUUCCUGACACAUCUUGACGUCGUCGACACUGAGCAGAUCAUGUCCGAGAAGUUGGCGCGACAAGUCGAUGGUACAGAGUGGAGCUGGGCCAACUGCAACACGCUCUGCUGGGCUAUUGGUUCGAUCUCAGGUGCCAUGAACGAAGAAACCGAGAAGCGUUUCCUUGUCACUGUCAUUAAAGACCUGCUGGGACUUACGGAAAUGAAGCGCGGCAAGGACAACAAGGCUGUCGUGGCAUCCAACAUCAUGUACAUUGUUGGACAGUACCCACGAUUCUUGAAGGCGCACUGGAAGUUCCUCAAGACUGUCGUCAAUAAGCUUUUCGAAUUCAUGCACGAGACGCACGAGGGUGUGCAGGAUAUGGCUUGCGAUACGUUCAUUAAGAUUGCUAACAAGUGCAAGCGGCAUUUCGUCAUCCAACAGCCUGGCGAGACAGAACCGUUCAUCGAUGAGAUUGUCAAGACCAUGCGCAAGAUUACCUGCGAUCUGUCUCCCCAGCAGGUCCAUACUUUCUACGAGGCAUGCGGUUACAUGAUCAGCGCACAGGGCCACAAGAAUACUCAGGAGCGUCUGAUUGGUGAGUUGAUGAGCUUGCCCAAUGCUGCGUGGGACCAGAUCAUCCAGUCAGCCCACCAGGACCCGAGCAUAUUGCAGAAUGCCGAGACGAUCAAGGUCGUCGGCAACAUCAUGAAGACAAACGUUGCAGCUUGCAGCAGCAUCGGAGCAUACUUCUACCCACAAAUUGGCCGGAUCUACAUGGACAUGCUCACCAUGUACCGCGCAUCAUCACAACUCAUCGACGAGGCCGUGCAGCGUGAUGGCAACAUCGCCACCAAGAUGCCCAAAGUGCGAGGUCUGAGGACCAUCAAGAAGGAGAUCCUGAAGCUCAUCACGACCUAUGUCGAGAAAGCAGACGAUCUGGAGAUGGUGCACACAACGCUGGUGCCUCAGCUGCUUGAAGCCAUCCUCCUCGAUUACAAGAACAACGUGCCAGAUGCACGCGAGGCGGAGGUCCUGGCAGUCAUUACUGUCUUGAUCACGAAACUUCAGGGCAUGAUGACCGAACAAGUGCCUGCAAUUCUCGACAAUUGCUUCGAAUGCACUCUCGACAUGAUCAACAAGGAUUUCUCCGAAUACCCAGAACAUCGCGUUGAGUUCUUCAAGCUGCUGCGUGCGAUCAACCAGCGUUGCUUCCCGGCUCUCAUCAAGCUCGAUCAGGCUCACUUCAAGCUCGUCAUUGACAGCUGCAUGUGGGCUUCUAAGCACGACAAUCGUGCUGUCGAGGGCGAGGGUCUCAACAUGUGUAUCGAGUUGGUUGAGAACAUGGCGAACCACACCGACCAACAGACGUGCGAUGCCUUCUUCCAGAGCUUCUACACGACGAUCUUGCAGGACGUCUUCUUCGUCCUUACCGAUUCCGACCACAAGGCCGGCUUCAAGUACCAGUCGAUGCUGCUCGCCCGACUCUUCUGGCUCGUUGGCGCCAACAAGAUUUCUCAGCCAAUCUACACCCCAGACCAAGCUACCGCCGGCACCACCAACAAAGACUUUUUGCAGAACUUUGUCGCGUCGCUGCUCAGCAAUGCAUUCCCGAACCUGCAGGCCGCACAGAUCACCAACUUCAUCAAGCAGCUUUUCGACAGCACAGAGGACCUGCCCAAGUUCAAGCUGAUCCUUCGUGACUUCCUCAUUCAGCUAAAGGAGUUCGCUGGUGACAAUGCCGAGCUCUUCCAGGAGGACCGCGAGAAGGCCAUUCGCGACGCCAAGGACGCCGAGCGCGAGCGCAUGUCCAAGGUCGGCGGUCUUCUCAAGCCUUCGGAACUUGACGAGGACGACUUGUGACUUGAUCAAGAAGUGGAGUUGAGCAAAGGGCGGAGUAUAGACGCGGAAAAUGAUGCAUUGGAACAGUUGGGCUGGGUUGCUUGAAUUGUUCGAUACCUUUCAUACAUUCAAUUGUGGAAAAAGAGCUCAAGAGAGCGAGGGCAGACACGCAUGAGACGGCUGCACACGACGAGUGCGGUCAGAGGUAGGCUUGCGUGGUCCGAAACUUGCUCCUUGGUACAUCUCUGGAGAGUGUGAAAUGAUGGCGCGCAGGCGAAUCGAAGGGAUGAUACGAGAUACAUGCGCGCGAUACGGCCGAACUAUAAGAUCAAAAGAAGAAAAGAGUUUGACGAAAGGGCAUGAGACUACUGUAGCUGUCGUCGAGAGCGACAAGCUGUAGGAGAUGUAGAGAGACAGUGUUAGAUUUCCAACAAACAAAAAAUAGCAUAGCGCGACGAUCGCGGAGAAAUGGAAA
This is a messenger RNA of Cercospora beticola, 4067 nucleotides long. It is a transcript of the gene CRM1, whose product is annotated as exportin CRM1. Gene Ontology annotation, biological process: protein export from nucleus; ribosomal large subunit export from nucleus; ribosomal small subunit export from nucleus. The record is from RefSeq and is a predicted model, not a curated record. Gene Ontology annotation, molecular function: small GTPase binding; nuclear export signal receptor activity. Gene Ontology annotation, cellular component: nucleus; cytoplasm. NCBI's taxonomy places the organism in Eukaryota, Fungi, Ascomycota, Dothideomycetes, Mycosphaerellales, Mycosphaerellaceae.